Messenger RNA from Closterium sp. NIES-65, 11136 nucleotides. Lineage: Eukaryota; Viridiplantae; Streptophyta; Zygnematophyceae; Desmidiales; Closteriaceae. The record is from the annotation of a GenBank genome assembly.
AUGGGUCUUCUGGCGGACAUUCUGCUGCAUCCGGGCGAGCUGCUGCCGCUGCUGCGCGUGCGCAGGGAGGCCAAGGCGCUGGCCACACAGACAUACGACGACGAGGAUCUGGCGUUCUGCUACCGCAUGCUCAACCGCCUCAGCAAGAGCUUCGCCUUUGUCAUUCAACAGCUGCCCGCCGCUGUCCGCCACGCUGUACGCCUGGCCCCCUCCCGCCUCUCCCGCCUCUUCGGCCCCUCCCGCCCCUCCUGCCCCUCCCGCCCCUCCCGCCUCCUGCCCAUCCCGCCUCUUCUGCCUCUCCUGCCCCUCCCGCCCCUCCCGCCUCCUGCCCAUCCCGCCUCUUCUGCCUCUCCUGCCCCUCCCGCCUGCCUCUACUGCAUCUCGUGCCUUUUCCGUCGAUUCAAAUGGCUCCCACUCUUCAUCUUCACCGCGACCUGUGUUGUGUCCUCCCGCCGCUCGUGCCUGCUUCCUGUGCUUUCCCACCUUUCGCCUUCCUUCCCACGUCCCUUCCCAUCCCCCCCCCCCGCCCUCCCCCCCUCCUCCCCCCCCUCUCUCCUACUCUCCCCCGGGUCCCCUCUCCGCCCCUUCCUCCCUCCCACCCUACCCUCUUCCGUUUGCUCCCCCUCUCACCCCCCCAGCCCCUCCCCUCCUUUUCCCUCCCUCCCUCUCACCCUCCUUCCAUCUAACCGUUCCCUCCCUCCUUCCCUCCCCCUCUCCCACCGUGCCUUCGUCCCUCCCUCCCCACCACCUACCUCUCCCCCUCUCUCGCUCGCUCCCUGUCUCGCCUCACCUUUCUCGCCGCACCUGUCUCACCUCAACUUCUCUCCCCUCAUCCUCUCUCGCCUCAUACUUCUCUCGCCCCACCUCUCUGCGUGUGUGCCAGCAGAGGACGACAUGGGGGUGGGCAACGCGGAGAAGAUCCCCAUCCUCAUCGCCUUCCACGAGCAUGUCACCGACCCCAACUGGACCUACGUCUCAUUGCUCUGCAGCAGCAUCUACCGCGUGUCAAGCUGCCUCGCCUCGCCGCGGGACGAAGGACUUUCGGAAGCUAAUGCAGCACCUGCACCACUUGCGCCGGGCGCUCGAGAAACUCGACCCAAAGUGAGGGAGCGAGUGAGGGAGCGUGUGAGGGAGCGAGUGUGGGAGCGUGUGAGGGAGCGAGUGAGCGAGCGAGUGAGGGAGCAAGUGAGGGAGCGAGGUUGGUGGUGCUUCUCCUCCCUAUGCAUGGUUGACUCCUCUGUCAUUGCUAGGUACCGCAUGGUCAUCCUGGACAUCACCAAGCGCAUGGGGGCGGGCAUGGCCAUGUAUAUCACCGCGGAGGUGGAGACGGAGCAGCAGUACCAGGACUACUCUACUGCUACUACUUCAAGCCACGGCUUCUCGAUGCUUCCACGUUCCUGCUACCAUCGCAACCACCCUCCUGCCCCUCUUUCCCGGCUUCCCCUCCUUCCAUUGGCCCCACAGGUGGAGACGGAGCAGCAGUACCAGGACUACUGCCACUACGUGGCGGGGCUGGUGGGCAUAGGGCUAUCAGCCAUCUUCCACCACUCGGGCCUCGAGCCGCUGGCAGACGAGGGCCUAUCCAACACCAUGGGACUCUUCCUGCAGAACACCAACAUCAUUCGCGACUACCUGGAGGACAUAGAGGAGGAGCCGGCUCCGCGCAUGUUCUGGCCGCGAGCCGUGUGGGGGAAAUACGCUCAGCAGCUCGAGGACUUCAAGGACGUGGAGGCGAACGGCGCAGCAGCAGUGCAGUGUCUCAACGACAUGGUCACUAUCGCCCUCUCCCACGCGCCUCACUGCCUCUGCUUCCUCGCUCAAGUGCACGAUGCCCAGAUUUUCAGAUUCUGGGCUAUUCCCCAGGUGACGCCCUCCCCAGGUCUAGCUGCUAAGGUGAUGGACCAGACGUGGAGCAUGGCAGAUGUGCGGGCCUUCUUUCACACCUUCGCAUUGGAGCUCCUUGCAAAGGUGCACGACACAGACCCAAAUGCCCAGGCAACACGAGACAACCUGGCAAAGAUCAUCUCGCUGUGCAAGCCAGGGAAGAAGGUGGCAGGAGUGGAGGGGCUCCAAGGGGCCAUGAUUGGGGGUGGGGGUGGAAGCAUGUCUCUCUCCUCCACCACCAGUGUCAUGUGGCACGUAGUGUUUGCUCGAUUUCCGUCCCUCCUUCCGUUCUGGGAAACACCCUCCGCGCACAUCGCGCCUUUCAUCUCCUCCCUCCGCCUCCGGCCCCGUCUUCACACCCUAAACUUCGACGCAGCGGGCAUGGGCGAAUACUUCUGCGAACCCUGUCGCGCAGCCGCGCAGGCCAUAGUUGCGGGGGGCGACGACAACGCCGCCGCCGCGGCGUCUGCGGCUGCGGCGGCAGCGGCGGCGGCGGCGCUAGCGGCGGGCGUGGCGGCGGGCGCGGGAGUGGCGGUGUCGCCCGGGCAGAAACGGGCGAGGCGCAAGUCGACCCAAAAGGCUUCUCUCUCGGACGGCGGCCAAUCAGAUGCCGCGUCUGACGCCGACAAUCCCGAGGCUCCAGGCAGCCACACUACAUCCGUGCAGGCAGUCAGUCGCAGGCUGACACGUGCCGAGGCACAGAAGCUACAGCGGAUGCAACAGGGGGGGGCUACAGCUGGGGAGGGCGAGGAGGUGGAGGAGGAAGAGGAGGGGGAGGGAGAGGAGGAGGAGGAAGGCGGGGAAGGGGGAGAAAGGGGGGGAUUUGCAGAGGAGCAGGCAGGAAGGUUAAUUGCUGGGGGAGGUGGUAGUGGUCAUGUUGGUCAAGAAGGGAUGGGAGGGAUGGCAGUAGGAAUGGGAGUGGAGAUGGGUAUGGGAAUAGGGGAGGUCGAGGGCAUGGGCAUGGGCAUGGGGAUGGGCAUGGGAAUGGGUAUGGGGGAAGGCAUGGAAGGGGCUGAGUUUAGCAUGUAUCAUGUUCUGGAAGGGUGGGAAGCUGGGCUGGAGGGCAUGACUGUGGUCCCAGGGGCUGCUGCUCCUGCCGCUGGUGUUGCCACUGCCGCAGCUGCUGCUACUACUGCGGCUGCUGCUGCGAAUGCUGCUGCUGCUUCUGCUGCUGCUGCUGUUGGGGACGGCAUGGGCUUGGCAGUGCCGGGGGGGGAAGUGCCUGGCGCUGUUGACGCGGGUCUGGGCGCAGGGCAGAUGAAUAUGGGAGGAGGCGCUAAUGGCGAUGCGCAUAAUGCCUUGGGUGGGGACCAGCAGCAGCAGCAGCUGCAGCUGCAGCAGCAGCUACUUCAGCAGCAGGUGCAGCAGCAGGAGCAGGUGGAGCAGCAGCAGCAGCAGGCGCUGCAGGAGCAGCAGCAGGAGCAUGAAGGGCACGGGCAGCCGUUUUCUGUGUACGACGCUGUUGCUGCUGCCGCUGCGUCUGCUGCUCUGCCAGACGACACAGUGCAGUCUCCCACACACACUCCACGUCCACUGCAGCUGCAGCCCCCAGUGGACCCAGCAGCAGCUGCGGCAGAUGCGGCCGGGGCGAAAGGUGCUCUGAAGCGCACAGCAGAUGACAUGAUGAUGGGCGGCAGCCGAGGAAUGGAUCCUGCUGCAACUGCCACUGCUGCUGCUGCUGCUGGUGCGGCUGGUUCUGGUGCCGGAGGGGUCGAGGGGGCGGAUCCUGGAAUGCCUGCCCCGGCAGCAAAGCAACCGCGAUUUGAAGCUCCGGCCUCGGCUCUCCACGCUGCUUUUCCUGCCAUUCCACCUGCUGCGUCUCCCACCCUGGCUCCUUGCGGGGCAGUGGCGGCAGACAGGGGAGGGGCAGGCGGGGAGAAAGCAGCCCUUGCCUUCGCACCUUCCCCUCUCGCUGCUGCACCUGGCUCUGUUACAGACGCAGCCGCAGCCGCAGCCGCAGCCGCAGCCGCUGCAGCAGCAGCAGGUGGAAGUGCAGCAGCGGUGCCAGGAGCAGUGGCAGCAGGGGCUAUGGCUCCUGGACCACAACUGGUGGCGGUGACUAUGCCAGUGCUGUCUGGUCCUCCUCUCCCCACAGGUACCAGCACUGCCAGCGGCGUUGCUUCUACCGCUGCUGGUGCACCCGCCACUGCUGCUGUGCCUCCUGCGAUGCCCGCCAUACCUCUCCUGCGCGUUCCUGUGUUCUAUGGAAAGCCGCAGCUUCUGCCCUUUGCCAUCCCGCCUCUCCCUGCCUUUGCUGGCGCCACUGCUGCUCCUGGGCUAGCGCCCCCCGUUCCUUCGCAAGUUUCGCCAGGUGUUCCGCCAGGUGUUUUCCCAGGUGCUCCAGGUGCCGCCCCAGGUGCUAUGCCAGGUGGCGUGAUGGCUGCAGUGCCGCCUGCUGCUCCCCCUGGGGUAGGGCGAAGCGGGGCAGGAGUAGCGGUGGGGGGAGUGGGAGCAGGGGCGGUGAGCAGGCAAGGACAGGGAGCAGGGAAGGGAGCAGCAGCGAAGAGUGUCAUGCGGACAAGGCAAGGGACAGCGGCGGCGGCUGCUGCAGCAGCUGGAGGUGGCGGUGGGGGUUUGUCUGGUGCUGCUCUGGGAAAGCUACAGCUGCAGCAGCAACAGCAGCUGCAAUUUCAGCAGCAGCAGCAACAGCAGCUGCAAUUUCAGCAGCAGCAGCAGCAACAGCAGCAGAUGGGGCAGGACGGCGGGCCCCCGCAACCGCACACCAAAGCAUACUACCAGCACCACUCGCGCAUGCGCACCGGCAGCGGCAGCAACGCGGGGCCGCCACCAACAGGCGCAGCCCACGCCUUCCCUCUCGGAUCCCUCUCUCGAUCCGCUUCUGGCGGGUCAGCAGCAGCUGCGGCGGCUGCUGCGGCAGCAGGGGGAGUGGCUGGUUCUCCUGCGUCGCCGCGCACUGCUCCUCUGAAGGGCCCGGGGCAGCGGAGGAACUCGGCAGGGCAGGCAGGGGCGCGGGCGAGAGGGCAGGAGAAGGGUGCAGCAGGGGCGGGAGGCGGGGGCGGAGGGGGCCGGGCGGGUAGCGGGCUGGCUGGGAGCAGCCCGAGAGGAGGAGGAGGAGGAGGAGGGGGUGGAGGGGCGAUGGUGGUUGCGAGAAGUGGUAGUGGUGGUGGUGGCGGUGGUGCUGCUGGUGCUAUGACUGGAUCGCCUUCGGACAUUGCAACGCGGCAGAGGUUUCGGGACUCUGUGGCUGCUGCUCUCUGCAUCGGCUUGCUGGAAAUGGCUGCUGCUUCUGCAGAAGCUGCUUCAAAUGCUGCUGCUGCUGCGUCUGCAGUGGCGGCUGCUGCUAUGGCUGCUUCAAAAGGAAAAAUCCAAGGAAAAGAAGAGGCAGGUGGUAGCAAGCAGUUAGAAGGGGUUAAGACGGAGGAGGAGAGGGGGGAAGAGGCGAAGUUGCUUCCUGCUCCUGCCAGUGUUGCGGCCCUAGAAGGGAAAGUAGAGGGGGGUGUGGGAACAGAUUCGAGAGUGAAGAGCGAAAGGGAGGAGGAAAAGGCUGGUGAGUUGACGGCACCAGUUGCAGAGAUGACCAGGAAGGUUGUUAAGGAGGAAGAGAAGGGUCAGAGGGGGCAGGAGCAGGACGAGAAGGGGAAGGAGGAGGGGAAAGUGGAGGUUGGAGCUGCAGGUGGAUUUCUGGUGAAUGGAGUGAAAAGGGAGGCAAUAGUGCAAGGAGAGACGGGAACAGUAGGGUUGGUUGCUGCAGAGGGGCCUCACACUCCAGGUAAGGAGGGAGAGACGAGAGAGAAGCAAGGAGGGGCAGUGAAGGCGGAAGAGAUGGAGGAGGAUGUGGUAGAGGUGAAGGGAGGAGAAGGGAAGGGAGGAGAGGUAAAAUACGAGGUUGCAGUUGAGGAGGGGGAUGCGAGAGGUGUUGAACUCGGUGCACAGGUGUUGAAAGAGGAGGAAGGAGGUGGAGGGAAGGGCAAGGGAGAGGAGGGAGGAGCGGAGCCUGCAGCUAAAGCGGAUUCAGACGUGGUUGAAGUGCCGUGUUCUGUGCCUGCGGUAGAGGGUGGAGAGGGGGAGACAGGAGCUGGUAACGGGGGGGCUAAUAAGGAGGACAAAGGUGGGGUGGGUGGAGGAGUAACAGUACAGGGAGGAGAGGAUGCAGGGGGGGAUGUGGAGAUGAAAGACGCAGUGGUGGGGAUGGGGGUGGGUGGAGCGGGAGGAGUGAUGGGGGCGCAGGAGAAGGAGAUGGAUGAUGAUGUGCGCGCCAAAGCUGACGCCCUCGCAGCCACAAUCGAAGACGAGCUCUUCCGACUCUUCCGAGGAGUGACUAAAAAGUACCGCGACCGGGCUCGAUCUCUGCUCUUCAACUUGAAAGACCCGAGCAACCCAGAGCUCCGUGGGCGAGUAAUCUCAGGGGACCUGCCCCCUAGAGAGCUCUGCCAGAUGACUGCAGAGCAGCUGGCUUCUAGAGAGCUGUCUCAGUGGCGAGAGGCUAAGUACCAGGAGCAUGCGGAGCAGACGGUGUUGACAGAAGAAGAUUCUGAUGCGCUGAUGCGUGUGGUGAAGAAGACGCAUAAGGGAGAGGUGGAGGUAGAGUUGCCUUCGCUGGCGGAAGAGGUUUCGGCGCCUGUGGUGGCUGCUGUGGGGUUGAAUGGAGGGAAGAGAGGAGGGAAGGGCGAGGAGGAGGGGAGAGGGAGGGGUGGGAGUGGUGUGGAGGGAAAAGGGGAGGGGGAUGGGGGCGGAGUGGGUAGUGGGCGGAAGGAGAGGGAGAGAGGGGACGGUGGGGGUGGUGUGAAGAGGGAGAGGGAAGCGGAUGGGGAGGGGAAGGGGAGUGGGGAGAUUAUGAGCUGGGAGAAAUGGAGUGCGAUGAGGGGUGGUGGGGGAGGGGAUGGGGAGGAGGAGUGCGACAGGGGGGUGGAGGGUGAGGAGGAGCAGCGGGGAGGGGGGAAACGGCUGGCUGUUGAAGGUAUUCGGCGCAGGAGUUACAGUGGUGUGGGCGGUGGGGGUUCAGGUGGAUUGGAAGAGGAAGGGAUUGGAGAGUUGAUUGCACGAGUCACAGGCAGAGACAGAUCGGGUUCAGGGGAUGGGCGGGAGGGACGGGAAGGGAGAGAAGGGCGGGAGGGCAGGGAGAGAGGCGGAAAGGCAAGAGUGGGAGCAGAGGGGAGAGGGUCAGGUGGGAGUGGGGGAGGUGGAAGAGUGCUGGGGAAGGCAGGGUCGUUGGGGGGUGACGGGGAGAAAGUGCAUGGCGGGAGGCAUGGGAGGGAUGUGAAAGAGGAGGGCAAGGAAGGGAGAGUGGAUGGUGAAGGGGGAGGGGGAGGAGAUGGAGGACGGAGUAGGGACGGCGGAAAGGGGGUGAAGGAAAAGGAGAGAGCAGAAGGCAGGGCGAGAGAAGGAGGAGGAGGGGAGAAGGCAGCCGAAUGGGGGCUAGCAUCAAAGGAGAAAGAGAGGGAGAGGGAGGUGGAGCUGGGUGCAGCAGCAGCAUCUGCAGCAGCGUUUUGGGGGGGAGUGACGGAGGGUGCAGUGGAGGAGGUGUGGUCGCAGGCAGAGGAGGAAGCCAAGGCCCUGGCAGUGGGGCAGGACAUAUGGGAGGGCGGGCUGCAGGUCACGUCCUCACGCAUGUGCCCCAUCCGCGCCUUCCGAGUCAGUGGCGACAGCAGUGUGGACGUGGGGCGCUUUGAGGCGGUGGUGGAGGUGAAGGGGCGCGUCAAGAUGUCAGACUUCGCCACCUUCCUCUCUGCCCUGCGCACCGCCCGCUCUAGAACCGUCGUGGUGCGCACUCUUACUCUUUGUUUCACUCUCACAUCCUCUCCUCCUCUCCUCCUCUCCUCCUCUCUCCUCUCUUCCUCUCUCCUCCCCUCUCCUCUCUCCUCCCUUCUCCUCACUCCUCCACUCCGUUUCUCUCUCCACCACUCCCCUCCUCUCUCCUCCCCUCCCCUCCUCUCCCGUCCUCUUUCCUUCUCUCUCACCCACUCCCUUCCGCCCCCCUCCACUCUCGGCCACUCUCGCCCACUCUCCUCCACGCCCCACUACCCUUCGCGCCUCCCGUCCUCCCCCCACGACUCUCCUCUACUUGCGCUCACGCCUCUUCUCUUUUCCCUCUCCCUCUCUUCCAUCGCCCCAACUCCCAGUCAUGUUUCCUCUCAUUACCCACUCGGUGAAAUCCAUUUCUCCCCCAUCUCUCCAUCACCUCCUCCUCACUUCCCCCUCCUCUCUCCCUCACACACCUUUCCUUAUCCUCCUCUUACCUUCCCCUGCCCUUUCUACUCCACCCCACCCGUCUCCCUAUCUUCUCACACCCACCUGUAUGCCCCAUGCGAGCAGGCAGCAGAGCAGUACCUGGAGAGCAACAGGGUGGGCUUUGCAGAGCCGUGCAAGGGCACAGAGCUUUACCUGCUGCCCGUGGGCAGCGAGGGGGAGAACCUGCUCAGAUCCAACGGGUUUCUGCCCAAGCAGGCACUACCGGCUCCGCCCGCUGCUGCUCUGCCUGCUGCUACGGACGUGGCUGCUGAUGCUGCUGCUCCUGUUCCCGGUGUUGCUGCAGCUACCCCUGCUGCUGCUGCUGCUGCUGACUCUGCAGCUGGCUCUGCUGCUGCCACUGCUGCUGCCACUGCUGCUGCCACUGCUGCUGCUACAGAAGCAGGACCAAGUUCCAAUACGGCUGCCGGUCCCGGUAUUGCGGGAGUGGCUGGUACUGGUAGUGACAUUGCUGCUGCUGCUCCUGCUGCUGCUGCUGCUGCUGUUGCUGCUGCUGCAGAGGUGGUUGAGAACGCACAGAAGGCGGAUAAGGGGGCUAAGGUAAAGGAGGAGGUGAAGGUGGAGACACAAGAUGAUAAAGGCACAACCUCUGUGGGUGCUGCCACUGGAACAGACGAAUCAGCUACAGGGCAGGCUGUUAAGGAGGAACCAGCGGAAGCAGGAGUGGUGAAGGAGGAAGAAGGUCCAGCAGAGACACCAGGCGGAGCAGAGGCGCCUCUAAGGGAUGCUGUGGUGGUAGGAGAGACAGGGACCGUUGGAAUGGAUGCGGAGGGAGAAAAGGCGGAAGGAGCAGGGGAUGUUUCUGCCGCCGCUGCUGCUGCUGCGGAUUCUGCUGCUGCCGUUGCUGCGGCAGUUAAUUCCACAGAUGCAGUGGGUGCAGGAGAGGCAACACUGACUGGUGUGGAGAUAGUAGGGGAAGAGGCUGGGGCACCAGGAGUGAGUGAAGAGAGAGGAGAAGCAGCAGCAGCAGCUGCAGGAGGGGAGGUCAGUCCUGCAACCACUGCCAUCGCCACUGCAGACACCACACCACCAGAAGCUGCACCAGCACGAUUGGCAGCAGCACCACCAGAAGCAGCAGCAGCAGCAGCAGCAGCAGCAGCAGAAGCAGCACCAGAGUCAGCGGCAACAGCAGCAGCAGUUGUCUCUGCCGGUGCACCUGUUGCGCCAUCCGCCCCAGCACACACUGCACCUCCUGCCACAGAGACUCCUGCAGGUAUGGGUACUGAGGGAGAAACCAGUGGAGCUCGCACUCAGUCAGAGCAUGGGAAAGAGCCGACAGACUCUGCUCUUGUGACUCCUGAAGCAGCCGGAGAAGCAGGAGCGGCUGGAGGAGCAGCGGAAUCAGCAGCAGCAGCAGCAGCAGCAGCAGCAGCAGCAGCAGUAGGAGGAGGCUCAGAUGCAACUGCACUGAUUGUUUCAGGGACCGUCUCUGCAGCAGCCCCUACUGCUGGUUCUGCUCUGACUCCCUCGCCUGGCUCAGCCUCUCUCAGGUUCUCCUCAUCUGCUGUUGCGUCGCUGACAGCUGGGGAGCGUGUGCUUGCUCUUCCUGCGUCCGCUGUGGGGCAGAGGGUGCUAGGCCUGCUAGUGCAGCGAAAGAGCACAGCACAGGUUAUAGCCGCUGCUGCUGCCGCCGCUGCAGCUGCUUCUGCGUCCGCUUCUGCUGCCACCACCCAUGCUGCUUCGGCUGGCCCUGAUGCUGCAGGUGCUGCGACCGUUACCUCUGCUGGGUACGGUAAGGUCAGUAAGCGGGAAUCGGGCUACAAGGUGGAUGAUUCAGCAGCUGCAGCGGCGGCUGCUGCAGCCGCUGCGGCCACUCGAGGCCUGUCAACUCAUUCCUCCAAGGCUGUAGCAGCAGCAGAGUCCCCAGCCAAGUUCCCUCCAUCAGACGCCGUACCCCCACACGCACAUCGGCAGGAGGAAAAGCCAGAGAGGUUCCGGCAUGGCGCAGGGCACGGGCGUGAGUACGGUAGAGAGAGGGACCGCGAGCGGGAGCGGGAGCGGGAGCGGGAGUACGGUCGGGAGCACGGGUACGGCUCGUUCAAUUCAGGUCAUGGGCAUGGGCCUUCACCUGUUGCCCUUCGCCGCGCAGGCAGCAGUGGGGGCAGUGGUGGUGCCAGUGCUGGUGGUGGGUACGGAGCAGGGGUUGCACAUACCCCUCCUGCCCCACGCUCCCGCCCUCCCAUGUCACCUGCUGCUGGACCGAAAUCAGGUCCUAUGGCUGCUGUGUCUCCCCGCCUGCCAACGUCGCCCACACCUUCUUCUGCAGGGUGGGGUGGCCGAGAGAGGCGAGAGGAGAGGCGGCGAAGGGGGCGCGAGUGGGAUGAUGGUAGUGAUAGGCACCCGGGCGGGGCUGGUGCUGCUGGGAGGGGUGUUGGUGUUGCUGGUGGGAGGUUGGGAGGAGGAGGAGGUAUGGAUGAUGAUGAUGAUUUACCUGAGUUUGAGUUUGAGCAGCCGGUACUGCCACAGCAGCAGCAGCAGCAGCAGCAGCAGCAGCAGAGUGAGCCGUCUCUCCCUCCUGGCUUCUAUUCCGGCAGCCCCGCUGCUGCUCCCGCACCAGCUUCUGCUUCCAUUCCUGCUGCUCCUCUCGCUGCUGCUGCUGCUCCCAUCUCUUCUGCAGGCGCCUCUACUUCUGCGCGCACUCCUCCGAUGGUUGCCCCUGAUGCUGCUGCAGCGGCUGCAGCUGUGGUUGCAGGCGGUUUGCCCAGUAAUCUGGCCUCUGCUCUUGCUGCCGUAGCUCCUGCCCUCGCGUCCCUUGCAGCUCUAACUUCUCUGCAAGGAUCUAAUCAGCAACAACAGCAGCAGCAGCAGCAGCAACAGCAACACCCCGUCGCACAAUCACUUACCAUGGCAACUCAAGACCGCACAAGCUCAGUUGCUCCGCCUUCCUUCACCCCUUCUCAGCCGUUCAUCCCACAACCGGUCCGGUCGCGUCCAUUCCCCCUGCUGUGCCUGCGGCGGCGCCUAUCCCUGCCCAGGGAGGUAUGGUCCCAGGACCUGGAAUGGGGAUGGGAGCAGGCAUGGGUGGUGGAGGAGGUGGACCUGUAG